Molecule: messenger RNA, 2414 nt
Organism: Delphinapterus leucas (beluga whale)
Lineage: Eukaryota; Metazoa; Chordata; Mammalia; Artiodactyla; Monodontidae
Source: RefSeq, a predicted model, not a curated record
AUGGCCGCAGCCAGCCCCCUGCGCACGGAGAGUGUCUCCCUUAGAGCCAAACAGUAGAGUGGAAGACCCGACCCGGCCGGGGGAAGAGGCCAGGGCCGGAGGCGGAGCCGAGAGCCGCCGGGAUCUGCCAGGGCCGGGCCUGGCACUUCGGUCCAGGCUCUGCCCGCCGUGCCCCCUGGUCCCUGCGGCUUUCGUGGCUCUGGCGCCGCGUCCUGGGUCUUUCUGGCGGGUCGGGACGCAUCUCGGCUGCGCUGGCCGAACCUCGGCUCGGCGCUGAGUCGUGACUGGGCCCGUCCCAGCAAGGGGAUGGCGAGCCUGGCUUUCCCGGGCGGGGCCUCUCCGGGUUUUAGCGGCACCCGGGCCAGGAGCUCCCUGGUUGUCGGACCUGGAACCUGGAAACUGGCGCUUAAAAGACAGCGUCGCGGCUUCCCGAGCGGGCAGCCGAGGCCGGCGAAUGCCCGGGGCUCCCUUCACCGAGAGGAUGGUGGAGGCCGGUGGAGGCGCGGGGAUUUCGGUCCCCACCGCGAAGGGCCGUUCGGGGCGACGGGAGGAGGUGGCUCGGGUGUCCUCGCCUAGGAAAGGAUGCGGGUUUCUUUUCUGGGGAAGGGGGUGGGGGAGAACGCGUCCAAGCGGUCGGCCACACCAGGAUUCCGGGGAGCGCCGUGUUCGGCCCUGAAUAGGACAGGAUUGACCGCGGCGCUGGGGACUGAGCCCGCGAGUGACAAAGGCGUAGUCAGGGAGAGCUGAAUCCAAGGUUGGCCUGUCCUUGGGUUUUAAAACAAAGCGAAAUAAUUUUGUCAGUCAGGCCGCGUCCACGGAGCUGGAGGCCUAGAAAUAUACAAAAGGCCUCGUUUCUGGCGGCCCAGGAUGGCCGCGGACAAAAGCGCUGGCUUGGGCGGGUUCUCUGGGAACUGAGGUUUGGGGUUGCAAGGAGGUUCCCCCCUUCGGCCGAUUUUACGCCCAGCUAGUACAAAACACACACACACACACUGCGUCAACACACUCUUUUUGGCUACGGAUCUUGCCGAGUAAACACAAAUACGUGGGGGGAGGGAGUGGAAGAUGGCGGCGGGACCCGGGAGGACUGCGGGCUGCGCGUUGUUAUCCGCUCCGCGCAGGGCGCCUCGGCCUGGUUUUUACGUUUCUGUGGCCACCAAAGCGGGGAGGGUGUUCCUUUCCCCAGACCCUGAAGCCCAGCCAGGCGUGUCCCCGAUGCCCUCUACGAAUAGCGAGGGUCUUGGAAGAAGCCUGGGCUGCGCCCACCACUCGGCUUGGGAUCAGUCCCCCGCCCUAAAGAUGGCUCCCGGCCGCUGCUUGCCCAGCGACUGCGGGCACCCGGGCAGCGGCUCGCGGGCCGGGAGGGGGCAAAGAUCGGGACGCGCGUAGGUCGUCCGAGGCGGGUGGCUCCUCGGCGUAGCCGGCUCGCGCCCCCACCCGAGCUGCAGCUCGGAGAACCGGCACUGCCGGGCAGGGUCUGUCCGGGGAGCCCCGCUGCGCGGCCGGGAACCGGGAGCCGCCGCCGCCACCUACGCGUUCCCAGGCCCUGCACCCGGGCGAGCUCUGGCGGGAGGGCCGCGCAGCGGCUCGCGCGGGUGCGGGUAUGUGCAGGGAGGGGAGCGCAAGGGGGCUGCAGCCCACAAAAACCCGGGGUAUGGGUGGGGGAGGGGGCCUCGCUUUCCCCGAACCUCGGCCGUAAUGAAAUGCAGGCUUGGUUCGCCACUCCAUCCAGGCGCACACUUGGAAAAUGCAAACGCCUUUGGCAAAUCCAGGGCAAACAGGCAGAAUUUUUAUUAGCAACUAAAUGAUUUAUGGCACACAUACCCUGCCGUCAAAAUUACGACGUCUUGAGCAUCCAGGAGUGAAAACAUUAAACAUUUAUAAAAAUAGGCUUUUGGUUUUUUCCACCCUGCAAGUCCUUUGUAUUCCCCACCCCAACUCUCUCAACAUACAUAUUUUUUGCUUGAGCUCUAUUAAAACAAAGAAAAACAUUCCAGAUCCCGGAACAGGGGAUAAUGGAAUGGAGGUUCAGUGUCUGGGGUCUGAAUACUGAGCGAUGGGGGAUCGGGAGUGGGAGGGUUUACUAGGAACCCACAGAGGCCUCUGGAUAAGACUGGAGGACACUCUGCGCCCACCCGGGGUGCGACCCCACGCACGGCCCCUUCCCCAGUCUUGGCUUUCAGCAGCCUCGUGCAGCUCAACUGCAUUUACUUUUUCUGCAGUCACCCCCCUCCCCCAAGGCACAUAGACACAAUACCUCCUUUCUCUAACCCCCCUCUCCUCUCCGUCUUUGCUCUGGCCGUCCCGGGGCUGCAACGGGAGCCUCCCGCCGCCCCGGCCGCUACUGAGACCUGCGUGCCCUGCUCCGCCGCUUGUUCCCCUCGGCUCCGGCUAUUUUCGUGGCUUUCUUUCCUUCU